Molecule: messenger RNA, 503 nt
Organism: Notothenia coriiceps (black rockcod)
Lineage: Eukaryota; Metazoa; Chordata; Actinopteri; Perciformes; Nototheniidae
Product: pollen-specific leucine-rich repeat extensin-like protein 1
Exons: 2
Source: RefSeq, a predicted model, not a curated record
AACCCCCUCAGAGUUCAGCGCCGACCCCCCCUGAAGUCUACUCUAAACCUCGGAUGACGAUAGCUCCAGGCCCCGCUCCGACCCCCCUUAAAGUCUCCUCUCAACCCCCUCAGAGUUCAGCGCCGACCCCCCCUGAAGUCUACUCUAAACCUCCUCCUUGGCUAGCUCCAGGCCCCGCUCUGACCACCCUUAAAGUCUACUAUCAACCUCCUCAGAGUUCAGCACCGACCCCCCCUAAUCCCCCCUCUCAACCUCCUCAGAGUUCAGCUCCAUCCCCCCCUAAAGUCUCCUCUCAACCUCCUCAGAGUUCAGCCCCGACCCCCCCUAUAUUCUCCUCUUUUUCUUAUGUGGUGCCCGCCCCCGCAAAACCAUAUCGGCAAACAGUCACGAUGCGCUUCCACGAAAGUGCCCACUCAGUGACCGAAGGGAAGGUCGACCAAUCAGCUGCCUCCUCUUACCGGCCCGCAGGUAAGGCUCCUGAAUUUUGCGCUAAUCGACAUAUU